UAAUUUCGACUGACAUGGCAACGUUAGUUUAAAAUGGCGGUCUCAAUUGAAGACACACGUGUUCCGGACGCUCUACCCAACUUGGAAGUUUUAGUAGGUACAUAUGAAGAAUUUAACUUGGGAUUCAGAUUAACCAAAAAUCCUGAAGGUGGAUUAAGUUUUGUCCCCAGCUUUACCAAUCAUAGCCACUGUGGAAGUAUUCGCUCAGUUGCUACUUGCAAACAGUUCUUGGCUUCUGGAAGUACCGACGAAUCCAUCCGUUUAUUUAAUUUAAAAACUCGCUCCGAAUAUGGCUUUCUUCAACAGCAUAAUGGAACAAUCACUUGCUUGGAUUUUUUCCAGCAAAGCUUUCUGUUUAGUGGAAGUGAUGACGGAAAUGUCUGUGUCUGGAACACAAGGACAUGGAAUUGUGAGAAAACACUUAAAGCCCAUGAAGGUGGAGUUACUGCCAUCUCAAUUCACCCUUCUGGAAAAUUAGCGCUCACUGUUGGAAAAGACAGAGCUAUGAAAACAUGGAAUUUGAUAAAAGGCAGAACAGCUUAUGUGACAAACAUAAAGGCUGUUGCUGAUUCUGUAAAAUGGAGUCCCGAAGGAACGGUAUGGGCAGUAUCCAUCAACAAUGUAGUCAACAUUUAUGAAGUCAAGUCUGCAGGAAUCAAGCAUACCAUAGACUUUAAAACAAGAGUCAACUUUGUCUUGUUUUUAAAUGAAGACACUUUGCUGAUUGGAGGAGAAGGGCCUAAUAUUGUAACCCAUUCCAUUAGUCAACGAAAACUUCUCUCUCAGUUCAAAGCACAUGAGAGAAGAGUAAAAGCUGCAGCCAUUACUAAGUUAAACACACUGGAAGAACCUCAUUUGGUUACAGUGUCAAAUGAUGGAUUUAUCAAACUUUGGCAAAUUCUUGACAUCAAUGAGGAACCUGUUUUAGUUACUCAAGUGGACUCAACUUGUCGGAUCACAUGCUUGUCCUUGUGGACUGAGAAAAACUCCAAUCCGUCUAUGCAAAAGGAUGUUAAACCACUUACCAUUCAGUCUCAUAAUUCCUCCGGAGUGUCUGUUGAAUUAUCCAGCCCGGACAAGAAUGAUCCCCUAAAACUUAAGUCGUUGCUGAAACGAAAGAUUGGUAAUAAGGCAGUAAUUGUGAAAACUACAUCUGGGCCAUUCAUAGCUGAGCCCAUAAAAAUUAGAGAUGAUAAACGACCUCGUUUGACCUUCACUGAAUAAAUUACAGCUUAAAUUGUA
Molecule: messenger RNA, 1242 nt
Organism: Daphnia pulicaria
Lineage: Eukaryota; Metazoa; Arthropoda; Branchiopoda; Diplostraca; Daphniidae
Product: p21-activated protein kinase-interacting protein 1-like
Exons: 5
Coding region: 34-1224 (396 amino acids)
Molecular function (GO): protein binding
Source: RefSeq, a predicted model, not a curated record